AAUGCAAGAAUUUUAUAAUAACAAAAGUAAAUAUAGAGAAGAAAAAGUGUGUAGUUUCAAUACAAUCGCCCGGCGGAGUUAACUCUUAUCCCCUCCAUUUUUCUUCCUUGAACCUCCUCCGGCUUUCCUUCGAUAUAUACUUACAUAUAAUGUAUGUAUCUAAAACCCCUUAAUUCCCUGAUUUUUCUUCACAAACAUCAUCGUGACCUCAAUGUAUUCGACUCUCACUACAACUCAAAACCCUUUCUCUAAAAUCCCUUCAUUUCCCACACUCAAUCGGCGCCGCAUUAAGUUCCGGACCCAUUUUUACAUCAAUUCAUCGCAGAAACCCAAAACCCAGAUCAGAAAUGCUGUUAAAUUUGUUCCAUUCUCAGAAUCUUUGAUACCCACGAGAAGAAAAAAUGAAAAUGACCCGGUUUUGAGUAGCGCAGAUAAUGUGCUUGAUGAAAUUACUAAACGAGUUUUGUUGACGGUUUUUUGUUUUGUUGUUGGGUUAUGUUCGUUUGGUGGGUUGUCGAGACCUAGAGCGGUUUUAGCUGCUCCUGUGGCUACUGAGGUGGUGAAGAAAUCGAAAAAGUCGAAAGGGAAAGAGAAGGAGUUGAGGAAAGUUAAGGAGAGUGAGAAGGUUUUGAAGCCAGUUAAGGGGGACUAUUAUUCAGAUUAUACGAAAAGAUUGUUGGAGAUUGUAUCAGGUUUGCUUAGGAGUAUUAAGGAGGUUGAAUUGGGUAAAGGGGACGUGCGAGAUGUUAAGACGUGGUUGAAGAAGGUUAAGUUGAAGAAACAAGAGUUGCAGGAUGAGCUUUUGAGGAAAUUUGACGAGGAACUUGAUAUUUGGAAAGAAGAGGUGGAUGUUUUAACUAGAAAGUCUGAUAAAGUACUUGACAAAGUGAUGAGUGCGAGGAAAGAGAGGGAGAGUUUAGAGGAUGAGAAUGCUAAGGAACAGAUUAUGAAGUUGGAAGAGGAAAUGAGUAUCGGUGAGAAGGAAUAUAAUGAGAUUAUGGACCAAAUAGAUGAGAUUGAGGAUAAUUUGUCCAUGAAGGAGGCACUCUUGUUUCAUGUUGCUGUGAGGGAGAUUUCGUAUAUUGAGAGAGAAUGUCAGCUUCUUGUUGAGAAUUUUAACAGGAAUUUAAGGCUGAAAAACAUUGACAGUGUAUCCAAAAGCUCUCUUACUAAGCUCUCUAGACUUGAUAUUCAGAAUGAGCUGAAAUCCACUCAAAGGCAACUCUGGGAACAAAUGAUUUUGCCAAGUGUCAUGGAAAAUGAUGAUAAUGAACUUCCUUUUGAUCAAGAUUCUACUGAUUUUGUUGAGCGUAUAAAGAAAGCACUUGAAGACUCGAGAGAGAUGCAAAGGAAUCUAAAUUCUGGAAUCAGGAAAAAUAUGAAAAGGUUUGGUGAUGAGAAACGUUUUAUCGUCAAUAGCCCAGUAGCUGACAUUGUCAAGGGUUACCCAGAAAUUGAGUCAAAAUGGAUGUUUGGAAAUAAAGAAGUUGUUUCCCCGAGAGCUGCUAGCAACCAUUUACAUCAUAGUUGGAAAAAGUGGAGAGAAGAUGUGAAGGCAGAUCUCAAAAAAGAUUUGUUAGAAGAUGAGGAAUUUGGUAAAAAAUAUGUAGCUCAAAGACAGGAGCGUAUUCUUCUGGAUCGGGAUAGAGUCGUUUCCAAGACUUGGUAUAACGAAGAAAAAAAUAGACGUGAAAUGGAUCCAAUAGCUGUUCCUUAUGCUGUGUCUCGGAAACUUGUUGAGAGUGCACGGAUCAGGCAUGACUGGGGUGCCAUGUAUGUUACGCUAAAAGGGGAUGACAAGGAAUAUUAUGUUGAUACUAAGGAAUACGAUAUGCUGUUUGAAGGCUUAGGAGGGUUUGAUGGGUUAUAUAUGAAGAUGCUUGCUUCAGAUGUUCCCACAUCCAUUCAGCUAAUGUGGAUCCCUUUUUCAGAGUUGAGUAUUGGUCAACAUCUUCUCUUGAUGAUGAGGUUUGCCUACCAAUCCUGGAUGGGUGUUUGGAAUUCUGGAAAUGUAACUGUUGUACGUCAAAAGAUCUUUGAGAGGUUUAAGAACUUAAAUGAGGACAUAUUGUUGGUGAUUGUCUUCCCUAUAGUGGAGUUUGUAAUCCCAUCAUCGUCAGCAGGCUUAGCAUGGUAUAUGGAUUGGCUGACUGUUGCUGAUAUGAAUUUUAGAUCUCGUAAUUCACUUGAUUUUGUUUGGUAUCUUGGAUUCACUGUUAGAACAGUCAUCUACGGAUAUGUGCUACUUCAUGUUUUCCGAUUUAUGAAGCGGAAAAUCCCAAGACUUCUAGGUUUUGGGCCUUUGCGCAGAGAUCCAAAUAUGAGGAAGUUGCGGAGAUUGAAAGCUUAUUUUAGAUAUAGGAAGAGGAGUAUGAAGAGGAAGAGAAAGGCUGGUGUUGAUCCGAUAAGCACCGCUUUUGAUCAAAUGAAGAGAGUGAAGAAUCCACCUAUAGAGUUGAAGAACUUCUCGAGCAUUGAUUCCAUGAGAGAAGAAAUCAACGAAGUUGUUGCAUUUUUGAAAAAUCCCCGUGCCUUUCAAGACAUGGGAGCCCGUGCACCUAGGGGCGUUCUUAUAGUAGGAGAAAGAGGAACUGGUAAGACAUCUUUAGCACUGGCAAUUGCUGCAGAAGCUAAGGUUCCUCUUGUUGAAGUUAAAGCUCAACAACUGGAAGCUGGUUUAUGGGUUGGACAGAGUGCCUCAAAUGUCAGAGAGCUCUUCCAAACAGCACGGGAUCUGGCUCCUGUCAUUAUAUUUGUUGAGGACUUUGAUCUCUUUGCUGGUGUCCGCGGUAAGUUCCUUCACACGAAGAAGCAGGAUCAUGAAGCUUUUAUUAAUCAACUUCUUGUGGAACUUGACGGAUUUGAGAAACAGGAAGGGGUCGUGUUAAUGGCUACGACACGAAAUCUUAAACAGAUUGACGAGGCAUUACAACGUCCUGGUCGGAUGGAUAGAAUAUUCCAUCUUCAGCAGCCAACUCCGACUGAAAGAGAGAAGAUACUUCUGACAGCAGCUAAAGAAAGUAUGGAUAAUGAAAUUAUUGAUUAUGUUGAUUGGAGUAAGGUUGCGGAAAAAACCUCUAUUUUACGUCCUGCAGAACUCAAGCUCGUUCCUGUGGCAUUGGAGGGUAGCGCCUAUAGAAGUAAAUUUCUGGACACAGAUGAAUUAAUGAGCUACUGCAGUUGGUUUGCGACCUUCAGCAAUUCAGUUCCUGAAUGGGUGAGAAAAACUAAGAUAGGGAAAGGCAUUAGUAAAAUGCUUGUAAAUCAUCUUGGAUUGACACUGACAAAAGAGGAUUUGCAAAGUGUGGUUGAUCUUAUGGAGCCGUAUGGACAAAUAAGUAACGGCAUUGAACUCCUAAGUCCUCCUCUUGAUUGGACAAGAGAGACAAAGUUUCCACAUGCUGUUUGGGCUUCAGGGAGAGGUCUCAUUGCUCUUCUACUGCCAAACUUUGAUGUUGUUGAUAAUCUGUGGCUUGAGCCUUUUUCUUGGGAGGGAAUAGGAUGCACAAAAAUUACCAAGGCUAAAAAUGAAGGUUCUAUGAAUGGGAAUGUCGAAUCAAGAUCUUACCUUGAGAAAAAACUUGUUUUUUGUUUUGGUUCUUAUGUUGCAGCGCAAUUGCUUCUACCUUUUGGGGAAGAAAAUAUCCUCUCUUCUUCAGAGAUAAAACAGGCAGAGGAGAUAGCUACCAGGAUGGUGAUUCAGUACGGUUGGGGUCCUGAUGACAGCCCAACAAUUUAUCAUCAUAACAAUGCGAGCACUGCUUUAAGCAUGGGGAACAAACAUGAGUAUGAGAUGGCAGCUAAAGUUGAAAAGUUGUAUUACUUGGCAUAUGAUAAAGCCAAAGUAAUUCUUCAGAGUAAUUAUCAGGUGCUAGAGAAAAUUGUGGAGGAAUUACUUGAACAUGAGAUCCUAACCAGGAAGGAUUUAGAAAGAAUAGUCUCAGAUAACGGCGGCGUAUGGGAAAAAGAACCAUUUUAUCUUUCAGAUGUUUAUGAGGAAGAGCCUGUUUUUCGAGACUUGAUCGAAAAUGGCAAUGCAUCAGGAACUGCUCUUUUAGGUACAGCAAAUUAGGGCCAGCAGGGAGCUGGAUAUUCCUUUGCCUGUUUUGAUGAUAUGAGUGCUGCUUGAGGAACUGAUUUCUUCGCUGAUUGCUGGAAAAUAUUUUCUAGCAUCUUUCCAUCAAAUUUCUAUGUUCUAGAGAUCACCUUUCUGUACGAUCUUUGGUUGAAUGUCGAGAACUCCAAGCUGGCCAAAUUUGCCUCAGCAUUUACUUACGACAUUAAAUAAUGGAGAGAGUUGAAGAGAUGAAAAAAUCCUCGCAUUUUCAUUGAAAAUGGAUUAGUUUGUCAAAAGAAUUUUGUGCUCAUCAAAGUGCUUUUCUGAUCAUCAAUCAGAGACCAAGGGCUUAGAACUUUUAUGAAUGAUGAGGAUUCGGAAUUGAGGUGCAAGUUAGGUAGCUGUACAGAGGCAUGGUUUCAUGUGAUGAUCAGGAUGUCAUUAUAUCCUUUCCAAGACUUGCUAAAUUCGAAAAUUGAGAGCAUCUGAAUUUUAUUUCUGUAUAAAGUUUGUAUAUCAAUGUCAUUACUUAUUGACUAUUGUAAACAAUUGUCCUCGGCAUAGUGGCAAAAAUGAGUUAUCUUUUGCCAAAAUCUUUGCACAAUAUGUACUAGAGAUGAAAAGUUUUUUGACAAUAUUUGUACGUAAGCUUUGUGUCAAGACUGUAAUUUGCAUAAUCUAGGUGUAAACUGAAAGUUAUUCAUCAUUUAUACAGAAUUUUACUUCCGAAUAA
Daucus carota subsp. sativus is the source of this 4790-nucleotide messenger RNA. RefSeq names its product probable inactive ATP-dependent zinc metalloprotease FTSHI 5, chloroplastic. Gene Ontology annotation, molecular function: ATP hydrolysis activity; ATP binding; metalloendopeptidase activity. Lineage: Eukaryota; Viridiplantae; Streptophyta; Magnoliopsida; Apiales; Apiaceae. Gene Ontology annotation, biological process: proteolysis. The transcript is spliced from 19 exons. The coding region runs from base 212 to 4072 and encodes 1286 amino acids. Gene Ontology annotation, cellular component: chloroplast thylakoid. The record is from RefSeq and is a predicted model, not a curated record.